Molecule: messenger RNA, 1094 nt
Organism: Parathielavia appendiculata
Lineage: Eukaryota; Fungi; Ascomycota; Sordariomycetes; Sordariales; Chaetomiaceae
Exons: 3
Coding region: 129-773 (214 amino acids)
Biological process (GO): tail-anchored membrane protein insertion into ER membrane
Cellular component (GO): GET complex
Molecular function (GO): protein-membrane adaptor activity
Source: RefSeq, a predicted model, not a curated record
CACGGUUCGAGCUGAUUCCUAGAGCAGGACGCUGGCGACGACAGACACCAGGCCAUGACAGCAACGUGCCCUUGACAAUUACCCAGAGCCGCUGAUCCCCUCUCUUCUUUCCUCCGCAAGCAGGCAAGAUGCCGUCUUUGCUCGUUGUCAUCUUUGUGGUCGAGCUCGUGGUCCAGCUCAUCAACACCAUCGGCGCAUCAACCAUUAACAACCUAAUAUGGCGCACCUAUUUGUCACUCCCAACACCACUGGCCAAGGAGUUUGCCGAGCAGCGCAAGAAGCAAAAAGAAUACCUGGCAGUCCGCCACGAUCUCAAUGCGACGAGCAGCCAGGACGAAUUCGCCAAGUGGGCAAAGCUGCGUCGUCAACAUGACAAGCUGCUUGAGGAGCUGGAGAAAAAGAAGUCAGGACUCGAGGCCUCCCGAGCCACAUUCGACCGCUACCUCACGACAGUCCGAUUGAUCUCGACCCGCGGCGUGCAAUGGGUUCUGCCGUGGUGGUACGGCAAGGAGCCAAUGUUCUGGCUUCCCUACGGUUGGUUCCCCUACUACUUCGAGUGGUUCGCGUCCUUUCCUAGGGCCCCGCUGGGCAGCGUCAGCAUCGUGGUGUGGCAGUGGGCGUGCACCGGCAUGCUGGCGCUCGUCAUAGAGACGGUGGUGGGCAUAUUGGGCAUUGUCGCGGCAAGCAGGCAGUCACGGAAGCAGAGGCAGAAACAGCCCGUCCCGGCGGCGGGGGUCGGAGCUGGAACUGGGGAGAGCAAGAAAGAAUGGUGAAUAUGCGGGAUAUUGCGAGGUUAGAAAUCCGACACGGAAAUGUCUCUCAGCAUCUGACGCAAAGAUUCUUCAUCGCCGGAGCUAGAAUUCUGCAACACUACGUGAGAUGACUCUUGGCAGAGUGCUUGGGCUCGAUUUAGGCAACACAUUGACUUUGAGCGACCAUGGGGAGGGCCGCCAAAGCUUCGAUAGUGCCAGUUGAGAGUGCAGUCACAAGCGCAGAAUCGGGACUGGAGACAGCAAUGUCGUAAAUUGCGAAUUAUAGGUGGUGAGUUAAUCGUACAAAAGAUGCCGCCAGCGUUGAGGCCGUUGAUAUCCAAC